Molecule: messenger RNA, 986 nt
Organism: Caenorhabditis elegans
Lineage: Eukaryota; Metazoa; Nematoda; Chromadorea; Rhabditida; Rhabditidae
Gene: F26F2.3
Product: Transthyretin-like family protein
Exons: 4
Coding region: 14-865 (283 amino acids)
Source: RefSeq, marked reviewed
GUUUUAGAUAACAAUGGAGCAAAACCAUGAUUCAAGAGGGACGGAUCGCAUAAGAUUGUCCAAUGUGCAGCAAAGAGAUGGAAGUGUCAGUCAUUUUUACCAGCAUCAAGAAGGAACGGAUAUUCAGGUGCAAGUAAGAAGAGGCAGCGCAAAGUUGGAUGGUCAGCGUGUACCUUUUCAUAAACUCACAAUAACCCCCGACAUUCCUUAUCGUGACCUCGGAUUACGUCUAAAAGUAACUGGCAACAAUGGACAGGGCAUCUACCUUCGUAAUGUUGAAACAAGCAGACAUUCUGACCAAACCAGAAGCUCAGGAAGAGCACAUACAGAUGACCAGCGUUAUUCGUUCACAAUACCAUCAUACUAUCCUUACCCUACCGGAGUAUGUCUGAAAAUUCCAUACUCUGCCAAAGCUAAGAAUGUUCAAAUCAAGAUGAGAAGGAGUAAAUCUCACAACUACAGAGAAGCUGAUAUAGUGGGACUCAAUACGCCGAAUCAACACAUUGAAGCUCGUCGAUUGAGCUUUGAGGAGUCUCAGCGAAGACUGCAAGAUGAAGCUAGAAUAGCCGAGCAAAGAAGAUGGGAAAACACGCGGAGACAAAACGACCAAAGCAUCAGAAAUGUUUAUGGGAGAGAAUAUGAAGCUGAUAGCAGAAAUAGUGGUGGGCACCAUGAACGAAAUGAGCAGCGGAGGGAAAGGGAAUGCAUUAUGGAUCGGGAACCACGUUAUACAAACGGAUUCGAUCAAAUUGAAAGAACUAUGAGAAAUAACCGUGCGGCAUUGGAGGCACAACACGCGGAAAGUGAUGCACAGAGGAGGAUGAGAGAAGAAGAAAUCAAGAACACUUUUAUUGGAAGAUUUUAGUAAAUAUAAAUCAAUAAAUAACCUUUUCUGGACUUUUUUCCUCUUUUUGAUCUAUUUUCUGUGUAGUUUUCAUAUGAGAGAAUACGAUUUUUAAAUGAGAAUAAAGAGGCAGUAAUUCUAA